GUCACUGCAGACAGUGCGCUCAGUGUCAGUGUGUCACUGUCAGUAAUUCACUGUUUUCACCGAAACUGCACAUCCCUAAGUGGGACUUGACCCAAAGGAUCGUCCAAAAACAGCUUUCUCAACCCGGGAUCAACAUUAUCAAUUUACAGUGUUACCUCAAGGUGUUACAAAUGGUCCACCAGCAUUUCAACGCAUCGUUAGUCAAAUACUUGGACCUACAAGAUGGCAAUAUUUAUUAGCUUAUCUCGAUGAGGUUAUAAUAUAUUCACCAACAUUUGAUCAACAUCUUAUUCAUCUUGAUGAUAUUCUUUAUCGAUUAAACAUUGCAAAUUUUCGUCUCAUUGCAAAUAAAUGUCAAAUAGCAAAAACAGCCAUCGAUUUUCUUGUAAAAACUCAACAGCCCACAACAGCAAAAGAAGCUUUUCGAUUUGUCAAAGCGGCUGAAUAUUAUCGUAAAUUUAUACCAGAAUUUUCUACUAUUGCACAACCCCUAUAUAAAUACGCACCUACUACAAAAGAACAACGAUCACAAAAAUCACAAUCGACUCUCAUUACUUUAUCGGAUGAUGAACUGCAUGCAUUUAAUGAAUUAAAACGAAUAUUAACGCAUGACUUAGUAUUACGUAUUCCAGAUUAA
Rotaria sp. Silwood1 is the source of this 637-nucleotide messenger RNA. The record is from the annotation of a GenBank genome assembly. Lineage: Eukaryota; Metazoa; Rotifera; Eurotatoria; Philodinida; Philodinidae.